AGCGCAGCGGCGGGCGGCGCAUUACUACACCUCACUCUGCGGGUCACUCACAUCCAUACACACAGGAGCAGAUCCUGCGUUUAUACGUCCACGUUUAAAACACAAACAGCUUUCUGCUUCUGACUUUACACAUAUUUACCGGACAACCUUUGUUUAAGAAUGGCAGAUCAGCUGACCGAGGAACAGAUCGCUGAGUUCAAGGAGGCCUUUUCACUUUUCGACAAAGAUGGCGAUGGCACCAUUACUACCAAAGAAUUGGGCACAGUGAUGCGCUCGUUGGGUCAGAACCCCACUGAGGCAGAGCUGCAGGACAUGAUCAACGAGGUAGACGCUGAUGGCAACGGAACUAUAGACUUCCCAGAGUUCCUAACCAUGAUGGCAAGGAAAAUGAAGGACACAGACAGUGAAGAGGAAAUCCGAGAAGCUUUCAGAGUCUUUGACAAGGAUGGAAAUGGCUACAUCAGUGCAGCCGAGCUCCGUCACGUCAUGACCAAUCUGGGGGAGAAGUUGACAGAUGAGGAAGUGGAUGAGAUGAUCCGAGAAGCAGAUAUUGAUGGAGAUGGUCAGGUCAACUAUGAGGAGUUUGUCCAGAUGAUGACUGCGAAGUGAAGGAUUGGCUUAUCCUGCAUCUAUCUUUCUCUUACAUUGCUUGUCCUAAAAAUAUCACUCUGUCUUUAAAAAGAAAAAAAAGUCAAAAAUUUACUUGAGAGG
Molecule: messenger RNA, 711 nt
Organism: Carassius carassius (crucian carp)
Lineage: Eukaryota; Metazoa; Chordata; Actinopteri; Cypriniformes; Cyprinidae
Gene: calm3a
Product: calmodulin 3a (phosphorylase kinase, delta)
Exons: 6
Coding region: 160-609 (149 amino acids)
Molecular function (GO): calcium ion binding
Source: RefSeq, a predicted model, not a curated record